AUGAACUACAAACCGCGCAAUAGCGUCCUAUAUCUAUUUGACCCGCUCAGAUCACCUUCCACGCCACGCAGAGAACCAUCGCCAGACUCUGGCAGUUCAGACAAGGAGAACGACAUUCCGCCAGGGGAGAUAACUGUUUUUUUCAAUCGCAUCUAUACGACCCGGAAUGACGUCGUCAAGGAGGCUUCUAAAGGGCCAUUAAUCGAUUUUGGCGACACGACGGUAGAUGAGAGUGCUAAUGUGGAAUCUAAUGUCAGCUCAGAACAGGAGUCGAAGAGAGGGGAGUUGUCUGGUGAUGAUCCAGAUUGCGGCGAUAUCAACUUGAACUCGGACAGCUCGUCCAGAAGGGUUCCACUCGCCGACAUACAACUGGACGACCCAUUUAAAAUGUGCGAGUCCCAAGUGGAAGCUGUUGUCCUUGCGGAUCAAGAUUCUUCCCCACCUCAUACCGUCACUGCAGCCCCCGCUGGCGCACCGCUUGCCGAGGUGAUCAACUCUAUUAAUCUCUCGUCAAUGACGCUGUCGCCGUCUCGUAUAUUUAGCGCUCGCGCUGCGGUCUCAGCACCGAUACCAGAACAAGACGGGUCAGCGGAUCCUGUUACUGAAGAUACCGAGGAUACAAUUUCUAUUCCACUCUCGUUCCCGCAUAUCACUGUCAGCUCGCCUAGCCCAUCAGAGUCGGAUUCCUUGACAGAAUCCGAUUUACCACCAACCUCUGACUCGCCUAGCGACCGUCUCUUCGCAUCCUCAUCCGCUGCUGUACCGCCUACACUUCGGCCACCGUCUUCAAACACAAUAUCUCCUAAUGACCCUCGUCGUACCUCCGUUGACCUUCAUGCAUCUUUCAGCAUGCAUAUGCAAUCUGCUGAAAUGUCAUUUGACUUGCUCAAUGAUAAGAUCUCAUUCCUUGGGCAUGGCGCGGAUUCAUUCUGGAUGGGAGGGCAGGCCGAUCCAGACAGUGAUUUUGAUCUUGACGAAGAGGAAAGGCAAAUGGAGACUCAUCUAUUGGAAUGCGAACAAGCUGAGAACAUGCAAGUUGGUCGGGACUGUGAUGUAUCUGGAAGCCCCGCUGUUGUUCCACUAGAUUUGUCGGUCUCUGGUAUGGAGUAUGUCGCGUCACCGCGAUUUGCCGUUGCUUCGUCUACCACGAGUGCAUUCACUGAAGAUGACCAGCUGUGGACGUCACCGCAGCCUGCCGUUUCAGAUGAAUUAUCCGAUGCUAUUGAGCAAACUCUCGAACGUAGAUCUUCGAUAAUGUCUGUGUUCUCGCCUCCUGAGGCUAUAAUCGACUCCCCGCAAGCUCCGGUCUUCCUCGAAAGGAGAGCAUCCAUAUCUCCUCUAGCCUCUCGUGCUGUCACCAUUCCAGCGCUUCGUAUCGCGAAGAAAACAUGGAAGAUGCAUGGCCACACGGACUCGUCCGCUAGCGCCGGAUCGUCAGCCUCUAGUUCAAGCUCAAGCCUUAGUACUAGCAUGAAAAGCGUACAUACAAUAUCUCCCGCUCAUUUGCCGAUGAGCCAGCCGCAACUCAACCGCAAGUUUGGCCAGAACGUUGCACUCGAGCAAGCAGCUGUCCAGAAGUCGGAAGCCGAACAAACUCAAACUGCCAUCGACUUGAUUUCUCCGGCUGUGGGUGACCCAGUGCCUACUCGAAAAACGACAAUUCGAGGCGUUCAACGUCCGCCAGUAGUACCGGAACUGACGGGUUCAGGUGUGAUCACACCCUCUGAGCCCUCACUUGGCCAGCGUCGUCUCUUCACUCGAUCAAAAAUCGUCCCUGCCUCUGUGAAACCCGAUACAGGGCGACACGCCACUUUAGGACGAUUCGCGGCCGCGGGCAUCCAGAGGCCGAAUCUCCAACAAAGCGCUAAGAUUUCAUCCACUCAGAAGUCACGCAUGGCAGCUAUCCCCAAGCCUGAGAAGACCUCCAUGGAAGUUGUCGGUACCACGACUGGAGCUUCAGCUACCUCGAGCUGUGUUUCCACUACUGCUUUAUCGAGGGCUGGUAGAAGUAUCGGAAGGACAACUGGUUUGAGACCGCCGUCGCAAUACGGGAGCGUCGGACGUGUUGCGGGGGUCCCUUCCGCCCUUCCUCGACCCGCUUCGCGAUUGCUUGCCCCUGCCACCACGGCCGGGCUCAAGGGUAAGGACGCAAUGUCAUCCAGCUCUGUCGGUCGAGCGAGGGAUGCAAGGGCCAUCCCGAGAGGUUUGUGA
Fibroporia radiculosa is the source of this 2211-nucleotide messenger RNA. RefSeq lists its product as uncharacterized. NCBI's taxonomy places the organism in Eukaryota, Fungi, Basidiomycota, Agaricomycetes, Polyporales, Fibroporiaceae. The transcript is spliced from 4 exons. The coding region runs from base 1 to 2211 and encodes 736 amino acids. The record is from RefSeq and is a predicted model, not a curated record.